GAACCCUUCAUUUCCGCAAAAACCCUCACUUCUCUCUCUUCUCUGUGUUGCUUUCUCCGCUUCGUCGCUGUUCUUCUACGUGGAGAAAUGAAGGCCGCACUUCUCAGAUCCCUCCGAUCCGCCGCCGCCCGGACCUCCACCCGCGCCUAUGGGACCGAAUCCGUGCCGGAGAGGAAAGUCGCCGUCCUCGGAGCCGCCGGUGGUAUUGGGCAGCCACUCUCCCUCCUCAUGAAGCUCAAUCCCCUUGUCUCCAAGCUUGCUCUCUACGAUAUUGCCGGAACUCCUGGUGUUGCCGCCGAUGUCGGCCAUGUUAACACCAGAUCCGAGGUUGCUGGUUACGCGGGUGAGGAACAGCUCGGCCAAGCUUUGGAGGGAUCUGAUGUGGUUAUUAUUCCUGCUGGUGUCCCAAGGAAGCCUGGAAUGACCCGUGAUGAUCUCUUCAACAUCAAUGCUGGCAUUGUUAAAUCACUUUGCAUCGCCAUUGCUAAGUACUGCCCCAAUGCACUUGUUAACAUGAUCAGUAACCCUGUUAACUCAACUGUCCCAAUAGCUGCUGAGGUUUUCAAGAAAGCUGGGACUUAUGAUGAGAAGAAGUUGUUUGGUGUUACGACUCUUGAUGUUGUCAGGGCCAAGACUUUCUAUGCUGGAAAGGCGAAUGCUCCAGUAGCCGAGGUUAAUGUACCUGUUAUUGGUGGCCAUGCUGGAAUUACAAUUCUUCCACUAUUUUCUCAGGCGACUCCCAAAGCUAAUUUGUCUGAUGAUACUAUUGUGGCUCUCACCAAGCGAACUCAAGAUGGAGGAACAGAAGUUGUGGAAGCAAAGGCUGGAAAGGGUUCUGCUACAUUGUCGAUGGCCUAUGCUGGAGCCCUUUUUGCCGAUGCUUGUCUUAAGGGACUGAACGGAGUUCCAGAUGUUGUGGAAUGUUCAUAUGUGCAAUCAAGUGUCACUGAACUACCAUUCUUUGCUUCAAAGGUGAGGCUUGGAAAGAAUGGAGUAGAGUCAGUUUUGGAUUUGGGUCCUCUCUCAGACUUUGAGAAAGAAGGUUUGGAGAAGCUCAAGCCUGAGCUCAAAGCUUCUAUCGAGAAAGGAAUCAAGUUCGCAAACUCGAAUUAGAAGAUGGUCUAGUAUUUACGGUCGGGACAGGUAUAUCUGCCCCACGUUACCAUAAACUCUUGAUCCAUUUUUGCUUUUCCCUCCCAAUUGUAACUGAUGAUGCUGCUUACGAGCAAUCGGCUUUACCUUUUUUUGUUAGAAUAGUUCAUUUCUGUCGUAUAAAGUUUGUCAAUAAUUCCCGGCGGCAUGUUUUUGAGGGAUCUGUAUUUGAGAUACUUCAUUAGAAUCUCCAAUCUUGGAUAUUGAGAAUUGUCCGACCAUUUUGGACUUGAACUUGUCUGGAUUUUUGUAUCUUAUGGAUUCGGAGUUGAAAACAUUU
Momordica charantia (bitter melon) is the source of this 1432-nucleotide messenger RNA. Its product is annotated as malate dehydrogenase, mitochondrial. Gene Ontology annotation, cellular component: mitochondrion; cytoplasm. Gene Ontology annotation, biological process: malate metabolic process; tricarboxylic acid cycle. NCBI's taxonomy places the organism in Eukaryota, Viridiplantae, Streptophyta, Magnoliopsida, Cucurbitales, Cucurbitaceae. The record is from RefSeq and is a predicted model, not a curated record. Gene Ontology annotation, molecular function: L-malate dehydrogenase (NAD+) activity.